GCAUAGUUUAAAAAUAUCUACGGUGCUAACAGGACCCGGAGUGAGACGGAGUUGAUAGCAAUGACGUAGAAGUAAACUGUGAGUUCCGUGGUUGAUAGCCUAUCAGCGACGCAAACAACAUUUACCGCCUUUUUUUAACCUCAGUUAAUACUAGCCACUUGCCACUUUAUUUUCUACCAAACUGUGAAAUGGGUAAAUGUAAGUUCUCGCAAACCUGGGUUGACGAUCCGUUAUUUAAAGACUGGCUUAAGCCCGUCAUGGGAAAUGACCGGGAGGCAUUUUGCACUGUGUGCAAAAAAAUUAUAAAUGUUACCUGGAACGGCAUUACCGCUAUCAGGUCUCACAGUGAAUCAAAUAUUCACCAGCAGCGGAUUCGCGUGAGGGGGGAGCAGCUCCCUAUUUCGUUGUUUUGUAAUGCUACCAGCACUAACGUUACACAGAUCGCGGCAAAUCACGCAAGGUCAGCUGUCGUCGCACCACCUCUGCAGCAAACCAGUGCCACCAGCAGCACCACCACGGCAGCGAUAGCCAAACAACAACAGACCUUCCCGUCACAAACAUCAGCCUUCAGGGCUGAGGUUCUCUGGUGCCUGAACAUCGCAGCCAACCAUCAUUCAUAUAAUUCGAAUGAGGGCAUUGGGGAAUUGUUCGAAAACAUGUUCACUGACUCCGCUAUAGCCAAAAGUUUUGCGUGUGGCAAGGAUAAAACGGCGUACAUUCUUGGAUUCGGCAUUGCUCCACAUUUUAAGAAGCUUCUUAUAAAUAGCAUCAAUGAUUCCGGACAAUAUGUUCUCAUGUUUGACGAGUCUCUAAACCAGUCGGCUAAGAAGAAGCAAAUGGAUAUUCACGUUCGGUUCUGGAAAGAUGACCGCGUGACGUCUUCAUAUUUUGGGUCGCAGUUCCUUGGACAUGCAAGGGCUGAAGACUUGCUGCAAAGCAUUAAAGAAUGUGUUGCACAACUCAACUUGAGACACCUGCUGUCUGUCAGUAUGGAUGGCCCAAAUGUCAAUUUCAAGCUGCUGAAGCUCCUUCAGAACGAACAUUCAGAGCUUCAUGGGGAUGCACAACUCAUCAGUGUUGGCAGCUGUGGCUUGCACACCCUCCACAAUGCCAUGAAAGCAGGAUUCACAACAUGGCAGGUAGACAAACUGUUGCGAGCUAUGCACUACCUCUUCCACAAUGUUCCUGCCCGUAGAGAAGAUUACACUGCCACCACAGGAUCUUCUACUUUUCCCCGAUCUUUCUGUGGCCACAGGUGGGUGGAAAAUGUCCCUGUGGCUGAGAGAGCUGUCGACAUUUGGCCCAUGCUUUUAACAUACAUUGAUGCAGUUCAGAAGAAAAAGGUGCCAAACCCCAACACGGCGUCAUAUGAUACCAUAUUGGCUGCGCCGGAUGAUGAUUUAAUAAUUCCAAAGCUCCAGUUCUUCUUGUCAGUUGCACGAAGCUUCAACCCCUUCCUGAUCAAAUAUCAGACCGACGAGCCUGUGCUGCCCUUUUUGGCUAAAGAUCUGAAAGAACUCCUGAUGGCUUUACUGCGACGAUUUGUUAAAAGGGAACUUUUAGAGGACCGAAGCUCACUGCAAAUGAUCACAAUCCAGGUAUCUGAUGAGAAGAACUGGGUCUCUCUUAAAAAUGUGGACAUCGGCCUGGGUGCUGAAUCUGCCAUCAAGGUGAUGUUAUCAUUCAGCAGUUUGUAUCCUUGACCUCAGUGGAAGGACGAGAUGAACGUUUCCUGGCCUUUAAACCAAUGAAGGACCGCCUUGAUGUGUUUCUUUACACAACUCUCAGCACAUCUUACCCUGACUUACUACAGUUUUGCAAGAGUCUCCUCCUUCUAUCCCAUGGCCAAGCCACAGUUGAAAGAGGAUUUUCAAUUAACAAAGAGGUGGAAACAUGCAAUCUCCAGGAUAGAACGCUGAAAUCACUUCGAUUAGUCUGUGACCGGAUCAGCAGUUGUGGGGGCAUUUUAAAAGUGCCUCUGACAAAGGAGCUCCUUGCCUCUGCUUCAUCUGCAAGAUCUCAGUAUAGACUGUACCUGGAGAAUGAAAGAAAAAAGAAGGAGAGUGCCGCACAUGCUCUAAAGAGGAAGGCAGUGGAGGAGGAGCUUUUGGACCUCAGAACCCAGCAUGAGGUACUAAGCCGUGUUUGUGAGUCACUUGAAAAUGAUGCAGACAAGUUGGCAGAGCAGGCUGAGGGGAAGGCCGGGUCCAAAAUGGCUGAAUUUAUCAUCAAGUCCAACACACUUCGCAGAAGGCAAAAAGAAAAAAAAGAAGAGCUUCGCCAACUGGAGGAAAGAAUUGAAGAGAAGUCUUCACAACGGAGACUUUUGUGACUGUGCCUCUCCCCUCCGUCUUAAUGUCACAAUUUCUCUCAUUCCCUCCCCUUUUUUCUCUCUCUCUCUCUGUAUCUCUCUCAGUCUGCCAGCUAAAGUUAUCUGCUGAUGAAUACAAGUCAAAUUCUUACAACUUCUCUCUUAAAAUUUGUUUUGGGACAUGUUCAAACUGCCAUUCAUCAAUGAAUGAGUCCAGUGUAAGUUAUUGUUACAAGUUACCCCUUGUGAUGUAUUUCUUGU
Molecule: messenger RNA, 2572 nt
Organism: Paramisgurnus dabryanus
Lineage: Eukaryota; Metazoa; Chordata; Actinopteri; Cypriniformes; Cobitidae
Source: RefSeq, a predicted model, not a curated record